AUGGCCGCAAGCGUUCGCAACACUGCCAUCAAGCGCAUCCAAGGCGACGUGCGCGAGAUGAUGACGAAUCCGAGCGACCAGUACGCGGCGGCGCCGCUCGAGACCAACAUGUUUGACUGGCACUUUACACUGCGUGGACCGCGCGAGACGGAGUUCGAAGGCGGGAUUUACCAUGGACGCAUUAUUUUGCCGUCGGAUUAUCCGUUCAAGCCACCCAAUAUUAUGCUGCUAACGCCAAAUGGACGCUUUGAAGUGAAGAAGAAAAUUUGUCUGAGCAUUUCAGCCUUUCACCCGGAAGAGUGGCAGCCGGCGUGGGGCGUCCGGCUCAUCUUGGAGGCGCUGACUAGCUUCAUGCCCACGAAAGGCGAGGGCGCGAUUGGUGCUCUGGACUUUUCCCCGGACGAGAGAAAGCGGCUGGCGAAACUGUCGGUCGACUUCAAGUGCGAAACUUGUGGGCGGGUCGCCGAGUUGUUGCCGGAGCUAGUUGCCGAGAAGGGAGACGAGAAAAAGCCCUCGAAGUAUGCAGAACAGAUCGCACAGCUGCACAUCCACGGUUUGGAAAGUGCUGCACCAGCAAGCGCCACGUUGGACGAGAAAAAGACUGCCAGUGCAACAGAGAUGAACAGUGAACAUGGUCAAGAGGAGGCUACGGCACCUUCAGUUGUAGCACAAAGCCGUGCUGAGACUGGAGAUGAGGCCUUGCUGAAUACGAUAGCUGUCUCAUCAGAGGCCGAGGCGACUACGGAUGGAUCAAACCGUACCGAUGGUGGAGACGCUUCUGGCACAUCAGCUGCGGUAUCGUCGCCUGGUGGGGAACCGAUAGAAGCACAAGAACUGGGAGCGGCCGAAUCGCGACGAAAUGUUGACACGUCGGUCGCUGCAUCCGAAGUUGGCCAAGUGCGUGAGUCGGACUAUGUGGACACGGUGUUGCACUACUUGACCAUUGCUAUCGUCGUAGCGCUGUUUGCCCUGAUUUACAAAAAGCUCCUGCAAACGUACGGUUUACUGCAGUCAGCUGCGUGA
Molecule: messenger RNA, 1023 nt
Organism: Hyaloperonospora brassicae
Lineage: Eukaryota; Oomycota; Peronosporomycetes; Peronosporales; Peronosporaceae
Source: the annotation of a GenBank genome assembly